CACCAACCAAAUCGGAAAAACUCAGGAUAACUUCUCGCACAACGACCGACGAAGACGCCCGACAACCUCCCUCGCCCUUGUCCAGUCCGACCGCGAACUCCCAACCACUUCAGGCCGUGAGAAAAAAAGACAAAACAACCGCAAAAAUGGGUGGUGGAAUCUCUGUCCGCGAUGUCGAUGCGCAAAAGUUCAUCGAGACUUACUCCCAAUUCUUAAAGCGCCAGGGAAAGCUCCCCGUUCCCGGCUGGGUCGACACCGUCAAGACUGGUGUCAGCCGCGAAUUGCCUCCUCAGUCUGAGGACUGGUUCUACGUCCGCGCCGCUGCCGUGGCUCGUCAUGUCUACAUGAGAAAGACCGUCGGUGUUGGCCGUCUGCGAAAGACACACGGUACCGCCAAGAACCGAGGCACCCGCCCCUCCAAGCACGUAGACGCUUCAGGGUCCGUCGACCGCAAGAUCCUCCAGGCUCUUGAGAAGAUUGGUGUAUUGGAGCAAGACGAGGAGAAGGGAGGAAGAAGAAUCACGCAAUCCGGCCAACGUGAUCUUGACCGAAUCGCUCAGACCUGCGCUGAGGCCGAGGAGGAGGAUGAAGAUGACGAGUAAAUCUAGGAAACGGAAAAUGCGGUACCAGGGAACGAACUACUACGGUCUAGGUAGCAUAGGGCAUGGCGUCUGAAAAGGGUUGAUCAAUUCAUAGCGAAUUCGCAUUCGCACUUGUGCACAUUAGUAUCACCUCGAGGUCUGAAUGCACCGUGGCUUUUUACACAAAAACACCAAAUAAAUACCCCAAACAACAAGCCUCAAUCUUCAAGUGCAACACCUAUCUGCGAUCGAGCUGCGGUUGGAAAGCGUGGUAGCUCUCUAGCAACAUACUCAACUGUAGCCAAGAAGUAAUGAGUUGACAUUGCCAAUUGCCUCGUUUCCCUACUUCUGUCAGUGACAGCAAUAGUUGGCUAAUGCGAACAGCCAAUAAUAUACGUCACCAAUAAGACUGUCGAUAUCU
Messenger RNA from Xylaria bambusicola, 1002 nucleotides. RefSeq names its product 40S ribosomal protein S19. Bases 147 to 602 code for a protein of 151 amino acids. Gene Ontology annotation, molecular function: structural constituent of ribosome; RNA binding. NCBI's taxonomy places the organism in Eukaryota, Fungi, Ascomycota, Sordariomycetes, Xylariales, Xylariaceae. The transcript is spliced from 7 exons. Gene Ontology annotation, biological process: translation; ribosomal small subunit assembly. Gene Ontology annotation, cellular component: ribosome; cytosolic small ribosomal subunit. The record is from RefSeq and is a predicted model, not a curated record.